AUGGAUCGGCCGGAGCCUGGACUGGUGCGAUGGUCUCCAAAUUCCUCCUUCGACAGCUUUGUUCAUAUCAACUUGCAACAUCGCGUCGUGCAACUGUACGAACCCACCGGGCAUGCCAAAAGGCAACAGUUUGACUUUUCCAGGCUCAGUCGACACGAUGAUUUCCCUCCUCUUACGACCUACGACUGGUCUCCAGCCGAUCCUAGCCUGCUGGCCGUGGGCACCAGUUCCGGCAUCAUUAACCUGUUGAAGAUUGACGACAACUCCAAUGCAUAUGCUGAAAUCGGUUUGAAAAUGGCACGAACAUGCCAAGCGGUUGCUUUCAACACCACUGGUCUCCUUGCUGUAGGUCUUGAUCGUGUCCGAAUGGAUCAAAGCCUCCAUGUCUGGGAUGUCGGUCGUCUUUCGGCCCAGGAGCUGUCCAAGAUGGGCUUCCCACAUGCAGCGUCCAGCUUCGUUGAUUCUUACACGAGACUCGAGCCAAGCGUUUCUGUGUCGAGCAUCAAGUUUUUUGAAGAUAGCCCACUCACGUUGGUGGCGGGUAUCAAAGGUCAAGGCGUGAGGAUAUGUGAUCUUCGAGACCCAAGCGGGAACAUCACUUUUCAAACGAAAUGCAACAACAACUUGGCUAUCGACUAUGCUGACCCAAACUUCUUCGCUUCAUCCGCUCUAGAUCACCCUGGAGUCAUGAUUUGGGAUCGCAGAGCUACAUCCCGACCAGUUGCUUCGCAUUCCUACAUACAAGCCGUAGAAGAGGACGAGCUCCCGUGGGGAGGAGCUUUGCGGCUUGACAAGGUGAUCGAGACUGACUCCGACCCCUUUUUGGCCGAAGGCAAACACUCUCUCGUGCGGUCACUCCGGUACUGCCGCGACCGUCGUGGAUUGCUGGCAGCGCUGUCGCCCACAGGUCAGCUCAAGGUUAUGGAAACGAACAGGGAAAUUGUGUCUGCUGGAGUGGCGCCACAUGAGGGACCCGAGCUGCUUCGAGUCCAGACAUCUCACGAGAUGGAUGUCUCAUACAGGGAUAACUCGAGACGAAACGACCGCAUCGUCUCCUUUGAUUGGGUGACGUUGGAUUCGUCUACUUUGAGGCCUAGGUUGUUGGUCCUGAGAGUAAAUGGUGCCUUUGAUGUUCUAGAGCAGCCGUCUCGAACAUCGGAUCAUGUCUAUAAGCUGGUCCCCUGGCAAGCCCCCCAUCGGGGCUUAGAGGAAAACUCGCCAUAUCUCGACCUCAUGCAGUUUGAGCCAACCCAAGCAUCGGAGAUUCUAGGACCCUUGAUCACCGAGCAAAUCCUGUCAGAUGUUCCCAUAUUUGGGCCAGAGAAGGCCAGCGUCGCGGACCGCAUCAGGGAUGCUUUGAAAGACCGCGCCUCCGUAUCUGCUGCAGUAGAACAUGUGGAUGAAAUUUCUCGGCCGUUACCGGACUCAUUCUUCAACGCAACCUCGAUUACUCAGAAGUUGAAGAGCAUUCGAGCAUAUGUCCGCGAUGAACAGGCAGACCAGCAAGCAGAGGACGAACAGCAGCAAAAAGGAAACGGCCCCAAGCACCUAGACAACAGACCCAACGAAAUUUCUCUUGCCUCGAACAGCUUAGUGUCAUGUCGUGAGAUUCACGAAGCACUGCUAGGCACGCUGGCCAUGGUAAAGGGCCUCCCUAGGGAAGCCCAGUGUGUCGUGGACCACUCCAUGCUCCUCCGGGCCAAGGAAAACUAUCUCUUUGAUGCAGCAAAGAAUCGCGCCGUGUUAUCCGACGACUCGUGGCGAAGAUUUGUCUGGGACUGGCUCAUGACAGACGCCGAAAUGGCUGCGGACGACGGAGGUAUGCUCCUAGGAAGCAUGGACCUAAGCUAUCUGGGCGUUCAUUCCAUAUGGACAAACGAUCUUGGUACGCCUCCUCAAACCACAUGUCACAACCCCGGCGAAAUGCUCACAACUCACAUAGGCUCAAACCCCACGACCCGCCUCGCUCCAGGCGCAGCCCUCCCCGAAGCUCCUCAGUGGGAACGAGUCAUCGGCCAGUUCUGCAAAAAGCGCCGCCUCCCCAAGUUUGACGCCGUGCCCACCAAGAAGCCCUUCCACCGCCAACUGUGCCUCGAAAUCUGCAGCUGGGGCGACCCCCAGCGACACGACCCCAAUGGCGUCGACCGCGAAGCAGAUCCCGAGUAUCCCACGGCCAUCCACACCAUGGUCGCCUCCCGCGCUCUCUUCCGCGGCGACACGGAGCAGGCCAUCACCAUCCUCAAGAAAGCCAGCGCUCUCCACCCCGAACUCCUAUUCGUCUCCUUGUCCCUCCAGCUGCUUGGUCGAGGGGGCAAAAAGCUCGCCCAGGAACACCUCGAGCUCGACGACGCCGUGGCCUCCAAAACAGACCCCUACCUCCGCGCCAUCUCGUCCCUCAUCGCCACAGGAGACUGGAGCACCGUUGCGAACCAGCGCUCCCUUCCGCUCACGGACCGCGCCGUGGUCGCCGUGCGGAACUUUGACGAUGGCCAACUCACCAAAUGGCUCGACGAGAACGUCUCGCUCGCCAUGGAAGAAGGCGACAUAGAAGGCAUCGCGCUCACAGGCAUAACAGACAAGCUAGUGGACAUAUUUGCCCGCUAUGUCCAGAAAUUCCACGACGUCCAGACCGCCACCCUCGUGCUGUCCAUCGCAUACCCCCGCUACAUGGACGACGUCCGCUGCCGGGCAUGGCGCAACGCCUACAGAGCCCACCUCCAGCGACACCGGCUGUUCUUCCAACGGACCAAAUUCGAAGUCGAGUCCACCAAGCGGUCUAAACGCGACGGCGUGCCGACUCUGAAGCCGCCGUCGCGCCAAAUCGCCCUGCGCUGUGUCUACUGCGAUGCGGAAACGUCCCUUUCGAGCCGGGGCGUCGCGCCGCCUAUGUCCAACCCGACGCUGGAGACGCGAAACCCUCUGCUGGCAACGAGCAUCAAUUCCGGCAUAAGCUGCCCCAACUGUGGGAGGCAUCUGCCGCGCUGCGUCGUCUGUCUGGAAGUCGUGGGCGUCCCGCGGUCGGACAAGCCCGAGGUGAAGGAGCCCACGCGCACGGCAGGGCGGUUCCCCACGUUUUGCCUGCGCUGCGAACAUGUCCUCCAUUUGGAUCACGCGAGGCAGUGGUUCGCGAGACAUGUGGAAUGUCCCGUACCAGAGUGCCGAUGCACAUGUAAUUUCAGGGCUAACCCGGAACUGAGCUAUCAUUGA
Metarhizium album ARSEF 1941 is the source of this 3207-nucleotide messenger RNA. RefSeq names its product WD40 repeat-like-containing domain protein. Gene Ontology annotation, biological process: positive regulation of TORC1 signaling. The transcript has 4 exons. The coding region runs from base 1 to 3207 and encodes 1068 amino acids. Gene Ontology annotation, cellular component: cytoplasm. NCBI's taxonomy places the organism in Eukaryota, Fungi, Ascomycota, Sordariomycetes, Hypocreales, Clavicipitaceae. Gene Ontology annotation, molecular function: protein binding. The record is from RefSeq and is a predicted model, not a curated record.